Molecule: messenger RNA, 4528 nt
Organism: Bemisia tabaci
Lineage: Eukaryota; Metazoa; Arthropoda; Insecta; Hemiptera; Aleyrodidae
Gene: Zip99C
Product: Zinc transporter Zip99C
Biological process (GO): zinc ion transmembrane transport; intracellular zinc ion homeostasis
Cellular component (GO): membrane
Molecular function (GO): zinc ion transmembrane transporter activity
Source: RefSeq, a predicted model, not a curated record
UAUUAGACGUUCAGGGAGUGAAGUUCGAUUAGCGAAGUUUAUCCCGAACUUCAUGUUCGACAAAGGAAUCUGAGAGAUGAUAUCCCCCGCGCAUCCCCACAUUAUUUUGACCAUUCCCACCGUGUAGCUUCGGAAGUUCAGUUCAGUCCUUGAUGACACAGAAUCGCUGCAAUUCAAGUUUUUUUCAGUCGUGCUGAAGUUGAGUAAUCAAGUGUUCAUCAACAAAAGUUGUAUUUUGAUUCAAUCGUAAUAGGACCUCCAAAAAUCACGCCCGCCGUGAUCGGAAAUCCUCUGCACCUGGUUUGUUUCAGCUCCUGUACGAUGCUAAUCUUGUUCAAUAACCAUUUUUGCGCGUCUUCUUUAUUUUCGUUGUUGCUAAAGUGAAGUAAGUAAGUAGUGUGUGCUGCAGAACUUGCGAGUGUAAUGACAUUGUGUUACCCGCGGCCGAGAAAACACUCAUUCUAACAUUAUUUUUAACGAACACGUACUUAUGUCGCAUCGAAUAUGAUUUCAAGUAGUUGUCAAGCUCAAGAUAGGCUGCCUUGAUAAAAUUAUCUCUGUCCACGAACAUCUAAAGUGUUUUUCAUCUUGAAACACCUCUUCUCGUUUCCAGUGUUUAAUGAGAUAGCUGUGCGGUGUAAGAAGCAUCCAUAGCAUCUUAUAUUAAAUAGUGCAACUUCAAAGAAUUUCAUCAAGUAGUUUUAUCAUUUUAGUGUUUAAUUAUAUUCUCAAAAUGUGCACAGCGUUCAGCAUAAACGACACCGAUCCUUUUGUGAUGAGCUCAUUCGCAGACUUCUUUCAAACGGCAUCAUUUUCCUCGGUUUGGAAUCUGGUCAGUCAAUCUUUUGACUAUCAGCCAUGGAUUUUAUCAGUGAUCGCGUCCUUCAUCGUCGGUUUAAGUGGAAUCUUCCCUCUUCUCGUUAUCCCAAUAGAAGACAGCGAAUCCUUGAAAACAGGAGCGAGUGCGAAAACACUGAAGGUCCUGUUGAGUUUUGCGGUCGGCGGACUUCUGGGCGAUGUCUUCCUUCAUUUGCUACCCGAAGCUUGGAGCAACUCCGGCAAACAAUCAGCAAGGAGUAAUCCGUCGAUGUUUUGCGGCCUUUGGGUUCUCACCGGAAUGCUGGUAUUCAUCGUUAUGGAAAAAGCGUUUGCCGGUCAGCAAGACAGCAGUCCUAUGCUUGUGAAGCAGGUUGAGCCCUCCAAAACGACUAUCUGCUCCGAUGACAAUGCCAACAAGGCUUUUGUGAAAACUCCAUCUACGAUUCAGAUAAGUGGGUACCUGAAUUUAGCAGCCAAUUGUAUCGACAACUUUACCCAUGGUCUCGCAGUUGGUGGCAGUUUUCUCCUCUCAGCCAGAGUUGGUUGCUUGACUACUUUUGCAAUUCUAGUCCAUGAAAUUCCCCAUGAAGUAGGUGACUUUGCCAUUUUAUUGAGAUCUGGUUUCACCAGGUGGGAAGCAGCGUAUAUGCAACUUUACACUGCCUCUGCAGGUGUGGUUGGUGCCAUGACUGCCAUUGUGUUUAGCGGCUCAUCAAAUUCCAUCGAGGCAAAAACUUCCUGGAUCUUGCCAUUCACAGCUGGAGGAUUUCUUCAUAUUGCACUUGUUUCAAUCUUGCCAGAGUUACAGCAAGAGAAAAACACCCGAGAGUCGCUGAAGCAAAUGGUCUCCUUAGGCGCUGGGAUCACCGUAAUGGCAAUUUUGACUUUUAUGAUAGAAUAAGUUAAACCAUUGACCAGUGAAUUAUUAAAUUACCUUAUCGGGUUACCUUCUGCUGUUACUCCAAAUGGACCUGUGUCCAUUUUUGUGCCAUUCUGAGAGUCAAUUUUCAUGUGAUGUCCUUUUUAUGAGAAAUCGAUGAAAUGGUGCUAAUACAGGGACUUAUUCGUCUUCAGAUGUAUUAUUAUCAUGGGUCUUUUUUUAAUAAUUUUUCAGUUCAAUGUCUUCUGCUCAUCCUUUUUUUUUUUUUUUUUUUUUUUUUUUCAAGAAAAAACAUUAGGCGGCCAUAAAUUUAGUCCACAAUUUUUAGGUCAAACUGCUAUAAUUUCUGGUAUUGCUCACUCUCUCAUUAGAAAUAGCUUAGCAAGCCUGCCAAAAUUUCAAGCUGAUCACCGGCUACCAUAAUUCUGAACAUCGUCACCUUUUUUUUCCGGAAACACAAUUUUGGGAAACAGGGUAGACUCCUGCUCCUAUUGUAGGAUGUGAAUAUUUGAUAGAUUAUGCAUUUGUCCUGCAGAAAUUAUCAGUAGACUGUAAUCAGGCCAUUCAAGUUUUUAAUCCCUCUUAGCCAUUUUUCAGUCUUUGUUAGCCUUCGCUCCAGAGGGUUCUCAAAAGUAUUCAAACUGUGAUACCACAAAUAACUUUUAUUUUUUUUAUUACUAAAAUCUGUAUUUUUAAUCUUGUAGAGUUAUAUAUUGGUUCAGAGCAGAGAAGAAUAUGUACGAUCCUCUAAGCUGGUAGUGAUAAGCAUCUUUUAGCAAUAAGGUUUUAAUUCUUGUCAAGCAUCAAAUAAUUCUCAUAGGUUUAUACGGAGAUUUACUUAGAAAUUUUGUGAAUACCAUCACCUGCAAAUGACAAUGCAAGUAUAAAUUUCCGCCUAACUGUUACAUAACUUUAGUUCAUUAUUUUAUCCGUGCCAAAAAAUGUUGACGUUUUUGAACAUGUGCUCUAAACGAUAUCACAAGAAUGUAACUUGAACUGAAAGGAAAUUUAAUUUAAAACCAGAGAAUACUUAAUAUCAAUGACACUGCUGAUUUCUGCUCUGAUGGAAAGGAAAGCAAUGAAUAUGACAUCUCACUUAUUUGAAUGACAAAUUGCAAUUGUAAAUGGUGGAAGUUAUCAUCAAUUAGCUUUAAUUGGCGUUAGUCUCCACAGUCCAACACUACUUCAGUAAGCCAGUCAAUUUUAUCACAAACCUGCAUUAAUCUCUGAAUCAUCAAGGGAACUUCGCCUAGCUCUUGGAUCCUAACUCCAUAUAGUCAGAGUCCAUGGAUCAAAUUUAAGGGAGUUAGUAAAUGAUGAUGCUGAAGGUUCACAUUUCCCUUUAUUGUUAAAGUAUAUAAUUAACCUGUAAGAUUUGUUUAUUAACUUAAAAUCCUCAGACAGAGAAAUGAACGAUUUUUCCAAUGACUUCUGACGAACUUCAUUAUUGAUUGCUUAUCUUGUGUUUUUAUCAGCAAAAAUUUUAAAGUCUCUGUUCCUCGUGUUAGUAUGUACUAUUUUCCAAUUGUUUUAGUUCAGAAUUGCACGGUAUUUUAAUUGCUAUCCAUGUAACUUUUAAUGUAUUUCUUAGUAUAAGGAACUGAUUUUGGGUAAAUCAACUCAACACAAUUCGUUCACAUUCCUCGGAGUGUGUUUAGACAGGAGCUCUAGAUAGUCCCAAGUAAGGCUCAGAAUUAUUUCUUCUAAAAAUGAAUAGAAAGAAACUUCAGUUUACCUUUCUCAUCUAUACUUUCGAUUCUCAUCUGUAGUAAUGGGUUACUUGCUCCAAUUUGAUCUCGUAAAAAAUUUGAGUUUAUACUAGAGCUGUGCAGGCAAAGAACUUAAAUUUCAAUUAAAAUUUGAGUAUAAAUAAAUGAAAUGAUUAUGAUUAAAAAGCAAUGAGCACCUGUAAUAAUGACGCAAAUCUGAACAAAUGCAACAGGAAGUUCAAAUUCAAAAUAUUCUAAAAAUCAAUCACGAUAAAUUUUUAAAUUAAAUAUGAUUUUGAUAAAAAAAAUGAAUGCGGCUACGAUUAAAUUUCAUAUAGAUUCAUACAAUUUCAAACAGCUCUGGUUGAAAAAUAUUUUUGAAGUUUUCUUUCUCCCUAAUUUUUUCUUUUAAAUCACAGUUUCUGGAAAUUCGUUUUAAAAUUCCAUCACUUCGGCAAAAAAUUGUCCAUUGAAGAGAGUGUCCAAGUUAAAUUGUCUUUUCUCCGCAUUGUCAUAAUUUCAAUUCAUCCCAAUUCAGCCAAUUUUGUGUUGUAACGGGCCAAAUACAACACUCAAAUAAUCUGUGUUGUGUUGAUUUACUUUUUACUUAAGACUGGUUUUUUCUUGUUUUACUUUUGCUCUAGUUGUAAGAAAGCAAUAAUUACUGAUCAUUUCUCAGCAGAAAGAUCAUAAGCUUUGGAAAGUCUUAUAUUCUUUCUCAGUUUGCAAUGGCAGAGCAGCUCGUGUCCAUACUUGUUUUUCCUUUCAUGGCAGUUGUUAUCGCAAUAGCUGAAGGUGAAAGUUGUUCAAUAUCAUGCCUUCUUCACUGGGUACAAAUGUACUUAAACUUAAAAAGAAAAAACGAAUAUAAUGAAAAUAAUUUUUUGAAAAUUCUCAAUUGUGAGUACUACAGUGAACGCCAGCAGAGAGUUUGAAACCUGUCGUAAUGGACUGUCUGAUUCAAGAAAAUCUUCAUGUUUCCUCCAAUGAUAACUUUAAUAUUCUAUGAUUUUGUUCAUCUAAAACAUGAAAAAUGACUAUGUAGAAGGCUUAUUUUACACUUGUCUGUUUAUGGCACUCAAGAAGCCACCAUUAUCAACAUGCUCCACUUCGAGUCCAA